This is a messenger RNA of Prorocentrum cordatum, 4569 nucleotides long. Lineage: Eukaryota; Dinophyceae; Prorocentrales; Prorocentraceae. The record is from the annotation of a GenBank genome assembly.
AUGGAAGGCGGGCCGCCCUCGCUGUGGGCGACGCUCGUGACGACCUGGAGCGCUACUCUCGGAGCCUGCUGGUCCUGGGGCUGGGCGCAGACGCCCUCUGUGCCAGCCUGGGUGCCGCCCCCUUCGCUGGGUUGCGGCGCUGAGGACGGGUGCCAUUGCUCCUGCGAUAAGGAGCUGCGACACAUCAUGGACCUCCAGGCGGAGGUCUGGGCGCUGAGGUGCCUGCUGCUCGCCGGGCUGCUGCUGCUCGGCUUCGCCACCUCGACCGCGGGCCUGCUGGGUUUCCUGGCGGGAGUGUGCCGGCGCUGCGGGCGCGGCGUCCGCGGGCGCACGCCAGGCGAGAGAACUGCGGCUGCCGCGCCCGAGCGCGAGGAGAGCCCCCUGGCGAUCCUGGUGCGGUACGAGAACGAUCCGCACGGCUUCUUCUGGCACCACAGAUUGCUUCUGUUCAGGGUGAGCGAUGACAUGUGGAUCUGCCUCACCCCUGAUCACGAUUUAGUUCGAGUCAAGCUGCUGGACAGUCGCCACGAGGUGCUUGAGCGUAGAGCCCCCUUCCCAGCGCACCUGGCAAACCAGGUGUACGCCCACGACCCGAUCGGAGGGGCGGCACUCGCCGCUUUCCGGCGCCGAGCUCGGCUUCGGGGCCAGUUGCUCGGCGUCGGCCAGGUCGACGCGAUCGAGUGCAUGAUCUGGGUAGUGGCGGAGCCUCUUUCCCACCGGUUCGGGGAGAUCAUCGACGCGGCGCUGAUGGACGACGAGGGCCGGGGGACGGGUUUCGACCAGAAGGGCGUGGCAGUCCUUGACGGUGAGGAGUUCUUCGUGCAGAAGAUCGCGGCCAGCGGCCUGGCCGACUUCAAGAGGGGCGCGAAGGCCGACAUGGGGGACGUGCGCACUCUGGGCGACCGCCACGACGAGGUGGGCUUGCGGACUCUGCGGCUGUCUGAGGCGGUGGCGCUGAUGUGCGACGUCGAGCAGCCGAACUUCCCGCUCGCUGGAGUCCGGAGCGUGAAAGAGUUCCUGAACAGCGUGGCCUCGGGGCUGGGGAACAUGACCUCGUACCAGGCCGAGUGGGAGAGACUCAGCGGCGUCGGCGAGGGCUCAGCGGUCAACCACGUGCGUAGGAACCUGUGUGAGGUGAUCAGGCUGAUGCAUUCCUGGGACCAGGUGGACGUCUCUAUGUUGGCCUCCGCGGAGCUCUUGCUGCGCUGGCUGAUCCAGGCGGAGAUCGCGGUCGAGCGCAACCCGCGCCACCCCGAUUACAGCGGCCUGGACAUUGUCAUCUCUGCGCCCGUCAACGCCGUCGGUCGGGCCUCAACCUCGAAGUUCAACACCUGGGUCACGGAUCGGCUCAAGGAGAGGGCGACGAUCUGGAAACAUGAGCGCCUCUACCGGGAAGAGCAGAAGCAGACCCGCAAGGGCGACGGCAAGGGCAGUGGCAGCCUCGACCCGAGCUCGAAGCGGCACACCAAGAAGAAGGAUGAGGCCUCUCAGGGCCGUGGGGGCCGGCGCUGGCAGCCCGGGCGCCGACAGACCCCCCCCGCGGCCGACGCCCACGUGGGCUCGCCGCCUCCCGCGCUGGAGGCAUCAGACCCUUUCCCGCUGCACCUCCUGCCCACCGCUGUGCAGUGCUGGAUGCUCCAGAAUGUCGCGCGGCGGGUUGAGGCGUAUGGGGAUUGCCCGACUGACCUCACAGAGGAAUCGUCCCUCGCGGAGAUCCUCGACUCUAGAGGCCACUACGGCAUGGGGCCCAAGAACCUGGCCAGCUUCGACUUCGACAAAGUCAAGAUCCUGCAUCGGGGAGUUCACGCUAGCGACCUGAUCGAGAGAGACGAGGCGGAGGUAGAGAAGGACCGAGCCGAGGGCCAGGGGUUCUCGCCGUAUUGGGACCCCGCUCUUCGGCGCUCGCGAGACCUGCGGAAGCUGCUGUAUCAGCGUCUGAGUCAGCAGGGCCAUCUGACCUGGCGCCGGCGGCUGAAGGGGCGCGCGGGCAUCUUCGUGGUCAAGAAGAAAGAUGGACUCCAGAGACUUAUCAUUGACGCCCGUGCGGCGAAUAGGGCACAUCGGCCCCCACCUACUACCCGACUGGGUUCGUCUCGUUGCAUGGCGGACCUUGGCCUCUCCGACCCCCGCUUGAAGGCCUCCGGCUUCGGGGGGCUGGGCUCGGGGUCUGCUGCCGGCCCGGCGGGGCUGGAGGGCGACGUCGGGGGCUGUUUCUACAAUUUCACGAUUCCCGAACUGGCCUCCUGGUUCGGCUUCGAGGGCCGCUUCGACACCGCGGAGCUGGACGACGUGGGCUGCCGGCCCGCGACCGUAUGGGACGACGCCGUGGGGGCCGAGUCCAAGACGCUCGCCGGCGGCCCCGACCAGAUCAUGAGAGAGAUGCAGCCUGCGCCCAUUUUGAAGCCCGGCAAGUGUGUGACGGGCGUGUAUGUGGACAACGUGCAGGUGAUCGGAGGCUGCAAGUCGGACACAGUGAAACAGAUGACGGAGAUUGAGAACAGUUUUGGCAAGGACAACAUCCCGUUCGAUAUCGAGUCGAGCGGUGAAUUCGAGAUGCAGACGCUUGGCUUGGUGUAUCACUGGAGGGGGCGGCGACUUCGGCACGUGACGCGACGGGUCUGGCGUACUUACUUGGCUGGGCACGCUCUCCUGCGACGGCGCAAGCUCCACGGGCACGCCCUCCAGUGCUGGUUGGGGCGCGCCGUGAAUCUUAAUCAGCUCUGCCCCGAGGCCGUGUCCGCUCUGAACGCCUGCUGCCGCUUCGUCGACGAGGCCCUGGAGGCGCCGAAGCGGACGUGGCCCUCAGUGAAGUCGGAGAUCCGCUGCGCGAUGAACCUCCUCUUCCUAGUGGAGGCCGACCUCGGCGCCAAGUUUUCCGACGAGGUCUACUGCGGGGACUCCUCCACUCGCGGCUACGCUCUGCACGUGGCGGUGGGGGGGCCCGACGAGAUCCGCGAGGCCUGGAAGUUGCGGGAGCGCUGGCGGUAUCGGGACGUCUCGACGGUGGAGGGCCAGGUGUCCGAGGGCCUCGACUACGUGCAGGGCGGCGCCCCAGGCUCCGCUGCUGGGCCGAUGACUGCCUUCGGCCAGGCCCUUCGCAGCCGGGCGGAGGCGCGCCCGAGGCCCCGCGGUCGCCCGGCGGCUGGCAUGGUGGGCCGCGCCAAAGUGAUCCUGGACUCGGGGGUCCCCGCGCUGGCCGACGGCUGGACCCGCCGUCGGCGCUGCCACUUGGUGGCGGCCGACCGCUGGCGCUGGCAGGACGAGCGCAUCAACCUGAAGGAGGCGAGGGUGGCCCUGAUGGGGCUGCGGCGACACUGCCGAUCCGUCAGGCUGCUGGGUUCGAAGCUGCUGACGCUGAGCGACAUCCAGCUCGCCGUGGGGGCCUUCGAGAAGGGUCGCUCUAGCGCUGGCCUGCGGGCGCUGUGCAGACGGGCGGCAGCUUACCGGCUGCGGGGGCAGAUCGCGUGGCGGCUCCGCUACAUCGAGACGGAUCGGAACCCGAGCGACUUCGACUCUCGCCAGUGGGGCACCAAGCGCACGACGGGGCAGCCGACCUUGGCGUGUGAGCGCCGGCCGAGGCCCGCGGCGCCGCCGGGCCAGGCGGCAGCAGCAGUGGGCCCCGCAGGGAAGGCGAAAGCCAUCGACCCCCGCGGCCGCUUGUCCAGCGUCGCUGACACGCGCUUUUCUUUCGAGGGUGAGCUGAACGGGACGAUAGACCGCGACGCUGGCAGGUCCACCCGCGCUGGCAGGCAGCGACCGCCAGGCACGGGCCGCCCGCUCCGGCCGUCGGCGCCGCGCCGAGUGGGGCCCACCAGGGUUCCCAGGCGCGUCUCGCUGGUCAUGGCGACAGUCAGGGCCGCGGCCGGCCUGCGCGAGUUCGAGGUCUACGCCCAGGCCAUGAAGCUCGGCCGACAACCGCCCAACCGCCUGGACGACAGCCUCAUCGUGGACGACGUCGCGCCGGACUUGAUGGGGCACAACUUGCCACUGAUGGGCGCCGCCGUGCCGCUGCAGACGGAUGCCUACACCCGGCCCUCAGAGGCGGUCGAGCUGCGUCGAGGCCAAAUCCUGCCGCCGUCUCCGGCCGCGAAGCUCGGCGCGCGUUAUGGCAUCGUCAUCGCGCCCUCAGAGCGGUGCGGGGGCGCGAAGACGGGGGGGCAAGACGACAAUCUGCUGGUCGGCGACGUGGCCCGCCCCUGGCUGACAGAUGUCCUGCGGAUCCUCCGCCAGCCCAAGGCCGCCAACUCCCAGGAGCUCUUCGACUUCACGUUGCUGGAAUACGAGCGGGAGAUCAAGAAAGCCGCCGACCGCCUGGGCUACUCACCACUGGGAAUGCGCCCGCACGUCUUCAGGCACUCAAAGGCCUCGAACGACAAGGUGCACAAUAGGCGGACUCUGAAGGAGAUCCAGAAGCGCGGCCGAUGGGUUUCGUCCGCGUCGGUGGCCCGCUACGACGGCGCCCUCGUCUUGCAGGAGCUGCGCAAAAUGCCUCAGCAGAAGCAGAAGCUGGCAGCGCGCAAGAGCAAGCAGUUGCCCCAACGCCUGUUCGAGCGCCUUCGUCACAAGUAG